Molecule: messenger RNA, 1861 nt
Organism: Pecten maximus
Lineage: Eukaryota; Metazoa; Mollusca; Bivalvia; Pectinida; Pectinidae
Exons: 4
Coding region: 76-1344 (422 amino acids)
Source: RefSeq, a predicted model, not a curated record
AGUCAAAAUAUGGGAUAUCAUUCAAUACGGACAACCACGUGGUUUCUAUACAUAUAAAGAGAAACACAACUUCACAUGAUAACGAGUAACACACUGUGUAUGUCCGCCAUGUCGCACCUCAGUAAUGAUACUGAUGAGAAUCGCUCUUUACUUGGUAGAGGAAAUCAAGCCUCGGUUAAUAUUGGGUCUUACGAUGAUUCCAGAGACCAAUAUGAACCACCAACAAAGAACCGGCCUUUAAUAUCACCGACCAUUCGGAACGUCAUAAUAGCCGUCCUUAACGUUAUCACCAAUGUAAUGAUGAACGUUUCCCUCCCAGUCUAUGCUGAUACAAUGAAUCAAGUUGGAGGAGGUAGUUUUGUUCUGCUUAUCAACACAAGUUUCACGGUUUCAAUUUUAUUUGCUGUGUUGACCCUCCUUGUGAAAUAUACCAAGAUCGAUCCAAAUGCCAGUUUGAAACCAAAGUCAUCAUGGAAAGUUCUUAUAGCUAUGGGUUUAUUCACCACGCUAAAUGGUAUACUGGUUGUGAAUGCGAGUCCCUCGGAUAGGACGCCUCCCUAUCUUCAGGGGAUAUUAGCAUCGACAGUCAUUCCAUAUACAGUUGUGUGUCGUCUCAUCAUCCUUCGGAAAGGUAUAAGUACUGUCAAGGCGUUAUGUACGUGUGUGGUCUUGGUAGGACUGUUCGUAAGCACUGAACCACAAACGUUCGGACUAGACGGAUCUGGAAACGGCGACACUGGAUCGUCACCGUCAGUCCUGAAGAGAAUCCUUUGGCCCCUUUGCUUUGCCAUUGGUUUCCUACCUAUGGGUCUGAGUAAUGUGUUUUGCGAAAAGGAAUUAAAGAAAGAUGAGGGCGAGUCUCUGGGCUUCAUAACAUGGACCAAUAUAUUCCAAUUCGUCACCAUGGUAUUUUUCUUCUGGACUGAUUUUGUGCCAGGAUUUGGAAUGACCGAUUCAGCUUCUCAAUUCUUCACGAAGUUCGGGAAAGGAUUUUCCUGUCUAUUCAGUUCAGCCAGUUCUUGCCACGGACUAGCUGGAAAAGCCUGGAUAUUUAAUAUUGGUUAUGUAUUCGGAAACCUGUUUCAGUUUUUACUGAUUCAGUACGCGGAAGGGUCCGUGUUCGCGGUCAUCGUACAGGCUAUCAUCACUCCAGCAGCAACUAUUUUCUGGACACUGUUUCACUAUGACGAUGCCACAGAUAUUCUGAGCUGGAGUCCAGUGAUGAACUCAACAACAGGCUUCACUUUAGCAGGACUAGCCAUAAUAGUACCGGGAGUGUUUCUCUAUAAUUAUUUCAGUAGGAAGGAAUCGCAAGAAGCUGCACAAGGUGUAGAUAAUUCUUAACAAUCCAGAGUGUUUGUUAUGUGAUCAUAACUGGAAAAAAGAAACAUCUUCAAAAGGACAACCAACAAAGUUGAUAUUAUUAUAUACAUUUUACAUUCAACAGAACAAGAUAUACAAUUAACAACCAUGUAAACCUUGUUGUUCAUUUUGAAAAUAUAUUUCAGUUUUGACAAAAAUGAACCAAUCAACGGGCUCGGGGGAAUUAACUUCUGGACUUUUAGGGAAAAUAUAGGAACAGUUUCCGUGAAAUUCGUCGUAUCAAAACACAAGAACUUAGCACAAACUCCUAGCCCAUGGUCAACAUAUAUAUAUAUAUAUCAUAGUAACUUCCAAAACCGAACAAACCGGUGCAAAUGGUGAAAGAAAUAUAAAUAAAAACAAAAGUUUUUGGUGCAGGUGUUGAAAGGCAUUAACACAUCACUUGAUAACUAUACUAAGGGUACUGAUAUUUGACAACAGGGACCAUGUGGGUUAGGCUAUCACAUCCCGUAGUUGAACUGAAUGAUUUUUUUUGGGG